Molecule: messenger RNA, 738 nt
Organism: Syzygium oleosum
Lineage: Eukaryota; Viridiplantae; Streptophyta; Magnoliopsida; Myrtales; Myrtaceae
Product: major allergen Pru ar 1-like
Exons: 2
Coding region: 82-564 (160 amino acids)
Biological process (GO): abscisic acid-activated signaling pathway; defense response
Cellular component (GO): cytoplasm; nucleus
Molecular function (GO): abscisic acid binding; protein phosphatase inhibitor activity; signaling receptor activity
Source: RefSeq, a predicted model, not a curated record
AAACUCAGCAGUCUUCUUCUUCCUUCAAGCCAAUCUUUUUCACAUUACUCCAUUUUCAGAUCUUCAGUCUCAAAACCAAACAUGGACAUCACUACCUUUACCCAAGAAUUCACAGCCCCAAUUGCCCCAUCAAGAAUGUUUAAGGCCUUGAUUCUCGAUUCCCACAAUCUCAUCCCCAAGAUUGCCCCCCAGGGCAUCAAGAGUAUUGAGUUCAUUGAAGGAGAUGGAGGAGUUGGAAGCAUCAAGCAGACUAACUUUGCCGAUGGUGGUCACUUGAAGUGUUUGAAACAUAAGAUUGAUACUCUCGACUGUGACAACCUAGUAUGCAAGUACACCUUGAUUGAAGGCGAUGUGAUCUUUGAUAAAAUUGAGUUCGUUGUCUACGAGGUCAAAUUUGAGGCUUCAAGCAAUGGUGGAUGUGUCUGCAAGAUGUCCAGUGAGUAUCACGCAAAGGCUGGUGUGGAGCUUAAGGAAGAGGACAUCAAACAAGGCAAAGAAAAGGCUAUGGGGUUGUACAAGGUCGUCGAGGAGUACCUUUCUGCCAAUCCCGAUGCUUAUGCUUGAUGUGCAUUCUAAUUAGACCUUUUGUUUUCUAGAAAACAUUGUGUGAGGAUUUUUCAGUAAUCUUUUCUUUCGGGGCAUGAUGUAUUGGAUUUGCUUUGGGAGAUCUAAGUCCAUCAGUUUCGCACAUUGAAAUAAAUGGAUUACUUUGAGAAAUGAUAAUAAAGUUUUAUGUUA